This is a messenger RNA of Exophiala mesophila, 1665 nucleotides long. RefSeq lists its product as uncharacterized. The coding region runs from base 155 to 1594 and encodes 479 amino acids. The record is from RefSeq and is a predicted model, not a curated record. The transcript has a single exon. Gene Ontology annotation, cellular component: cytosol. NCBI's taxonomy places the organism in Eukaryota, Fungi, Ascomycota, Eurotiomycetes, Chaetothyriales, Herpotrichiellaceae. Gene Ontology annotation, molecular function: magnesium ion binding; holo-[acyl-carrier-protein] synthase activity.
CUGCUGUACAACACAACUAUGCGAGCCCCCGUCUGAGAAUGAGAUGAUGGCCAUAGAGGCAUUAUUGGUGUCCGAGUAUCUUGGUGUAAAUACCCCUUGACCGCUCGUUGAAUCCUUGGCCUCAUCUCCAAGUCGCCCUCAGCCACCAGUCAUCAUGGCUUCAUUACCUGAACCACACCGAACUACCGUCACCCGCCACUACAUCGACACUCGCCCCCUGGUUCCUUCAACCCCAAAACAGCCAUACAAUCUCCCUUUACUAUCUACUCUCCAAUUUCCAGACCAGGAAGCCAUCACGCGUUUCAUUCGUCCCGCUGACCGCUUUAUGUCCCUCGCCAGCGCCUUGCUCAAAUACUCGUUCAUUCAUAAGACCGCCCGUAUACCAUGGUCCAAAGUUCAAGUUUCUCGGACACCCGCUCCACACCGCCGGCCGUAUUGGUCGCCUCCCUCUUUCUGGGAUCCUGAUGGACUCAAGGGUGGGCUCGAAUUUAACGUUAGCCAUCAGGCUGGCUUGGUCGCCAUCAUCGGGUGUGAUACCCCCGCAUCACAAGUCCCAGGCCCAUCAUCCCCUGAGGCGACCACAGCCGAAAGCCUCGAUCGCCUUGACCUGACCGGCCACCAUCACCACUACCACUCACCCGAGUUUGAUCACCAUCAUCCACCAAACCAGGUCCGCCUUGGUGUCGACAUCGCUUGCACUGACGAAGACAAACGAACUCCAAAGGAUAUGACCACACAAGCCAAGUUUGACGAGUGGGUUGAAAUCUUUGGCGAGAUGUUCUCCGACCGAGAAAGGAGAGAUAUGAAACACGCCCCCAUCCAUCUCCCUGUGGUCGAACGCGAAGAGGGCGCUUGGCCUAGUGACAGCAGCGGUGGCAGCAGCGACGAAGAGUCUUCAGAUACGACAGCAGCCAAACUAAAGCGACAAAAGGAACUAGAGUCGACCAUUAUUGAGUUGAAAUUGCGUCGCUUCUACGCCUAUUGGGGAUUGAAGGAAGCCUACAUCAAAAUGGUCGGCGAAGGUCUCUUGGCGAGCUGGCUGAGAGAGCUGGAAUUCAUCAAUGUCGUCGCUCCCAAGCCCUGGUCCAUCCUGAAUGGUUAUUCCAGUCGGAGUCGGAGUCGAAGCCGUUCAAGAAGUCGAGCCAGAGAGUCGAGGAGCACGGACAUCAGCGGUGGUCACAGUCGCGUCUCAAGUGCUGCAAGCCCUAUUCUCCCAGACAUCAACACCCUGUUGAGUCCCAUCGAUGAUCGUCUUUCUCGCUCAGGCUUGGACAAUGCAGACGAGGAGACGAAAUGGACGGUUCCAGAGAAGGCCGAGAAGGGAAUGAAAACAUUGUUUCGAGGUGAAGAGAUUCAUGGUGUUGAAAUGUCGAUUGUGGCAUAUGAUGAUGAGUUCCUCAUCGCCACGGCUUUGAGAGGAGUGAAAGAGAUUGGCCAAAGACAGCUUACGCUUACCCCGUCAGGAUUCUCGCCCACGAGCAAUGCCGGGACAAGGCAGGACAGCAUCAAACAAGGACAAUGGGUCAAGCUAGACAUUAUAAGAGAUAUUAUGCCGUGCGCUGAAGGGAGAUGUGAGUGUCUGAACAAGGGCUGAUAUACUAGGUUCUCGAUAUAGACUUCAACUUUAGUUGCGAUACUAACAUUUAGACGUUUCACCUCUUGACA